AUGGUUCUUCCUAAAAAUAAGAUUGAGGUUCUGAGGUUGGACCACGUGUCGCAACAUUAUGCUCAACAUGUGUCACCUCAUCACAGUUGUAACAAGAGAUUGGAUAUGAUAUGUUACCAUUGUUACGAACUGUUAAAGUUGAAGAUCAGAGGACGCAAGGAAUUCCAUGCUAAGAAGAAAUGGAAACCCAAUGCUACAUCAACUUGCUCCAAAGCUCAUACAGAACACAUAGGUUCCUCUAGUAAAGGUUGGUGGAAUAUGAACUUCAACAAUUCUAAACAUAAUGUCACCAAUAAUGGUAAAGUUCUUAUGAAGAAGUUUUUAUCUGAGGAAGUCAUUCGGAGUUUUCAAGGUUUGAAGAUUGAUAAAGAGAAUACUCUGAAAAAGCAAAGACCAACCAAGAUGUCAGACAAGAUGCUUCAACAUCAUACUCAUGAUUCUAAAUCAUCUCAUGAGGAUUGUAUCAUUAAAGGGAAGGUUGAUGCUUAA
Vicia faba (fava bean) is the source of this 489-nucleotide messenger RNA. The record is from the annotation of a GenBank genome assembly. NCBI's taxonomy places the organism in Eukaryota, Viridiplantae, Streptophyta, Magnoliopsida, Fabales, Fabaceae.